Messenger RNA from Pocillopora verrucosa, 3259 nucleotides. RefSeq names its product apolipoprotein L3-like. NCBI's taxonomy places the organism in Eukaryota, Metazoa, Cnidaria, Anthozoa, Scleractinia, Pocilloporidae. Gene Ontology annotation, molecular function: lipid binding. Gene Ontology annotation, cellular component: membrane; extracellular region. The record is from RefSeq and is a predicted model, not a curated record. Gene Ontology annotation, biological process: lipid transport; lipoprotein metabolic process.
CAUUUUCUAGGAAACGUUUCCAAAAAGGCUUAAUAGCUGGCGUUGUUCCAAAGAGAUAACUCAGUUUAAACUGAAAUCAAGUUACCUUCUACUUUCUACGAAUCUUUCGUUUCAAGGAAAUCUCAAGGUGAAUGCAAAGAUACUGAUUCUUUGAUAUGAUGUAACGAAACUUGUCUGUCGCCUAUUCAUCAAAGUUUGGGCAACAUCAAGAAAAGGUAAUAACCCAGUCUGACGUUCGUGACAGAGGGGAUUAAUCCUUCCUGCACUCCAACGGGUCUGUUAAUUAACGAGCCAUUGACUAACGGAUAUGGCGCCACGUAACGCAAAUGACGCCAAAUAUUUCUUCAUAGUGAGCCAAUACAGCCGCGGUAAACUGGUUAUUAAUAUUCGUAAAGGCAUUAAAAGCGGAGUUCUUGAGAUCGUGAAACCAGAACGUGGGCGGUCAAGUCAGUUGUGGAGAUGGGACGAGAGUUGCCGGCUGGUCAGCAAACUGGGCCUUGUGGCAGAUAUCAAAGAUGAGAGUAAGAAGGAGGAAGCCGUCUGUCACGCCUGGAAAGCUCACGAUGGCCUCAGCCAAAAGUGGCGAGUCGAAAAAGGGGCCAUUAAGAGUAAUCUGAGUCACCUUGUUAUCGAUUGCUCACCUCCCAGAUGUAAUGUUUUAAUGAGAAGCUUCGAUGAAUGCAAGGAACACCAAAAAUGGCAUUUUGUUCCAGAAAAGGCAUGGGACGAUUUUCAACUUUCACUGACAGAGCCAAACCCCCUUAAAAAGGCACUGUUCUGGAAAAAUAUGGUUGAAAAUUAUCUUGACGUCAUCAUGGGAUACAGUAUUACAGAGUUUGAGGCCAGAGUCCAAAAAGCUUUUAAAGUCAUAGAUGAAUGUACCAGCAGACUAGAAGAGGUAACAAAGGGUACUGGUAUCGCAAGAAAGGUCGGUGGAGGUGUGUCAGCCGUGGGAGGUUUAGUUUCUGUGGUUUGUCUUUCGCUGGCUCCAUUUACAGGCGGAGCCACCUUGCCCUUUGCUGCAGGAGGAGCUAUCGGUAUGUUCACAGGAGCAGCUGCAUCAUUUACAACCAACGUGGUGCACGGCCAACUGGACGAGCAGAGCAGAAGAAAAGUGAAUGAAGCCACAGCAUCACUCUUCUGCGCCACUUACCUCUUCCACUCGCUGUUGGGUGAGUGUAGUAAAUACCUGCAAGAAGCGGAUGAAUACUUAGAAAGGCUGAAGCAUGAAACGAGCACAGAAUCCUAUUCCAAGGAUAUCGCGACCGGCCAAGCCGAGGAAAUAAAAAGGCUGGUCGCGUGUACUCUCUCAGUCGAAGGCGAAACCCUUUCAACGGCUGGACUAACUGGUACAAUGGCUCUUUCCCGAGCGAUGGCUGGUUUUGGAGUGCUGGCCGGCAUCGUGAAUAUAUAUUCAGGAGCUAAGACGAUCGCCAGCAGCGAAGAACUGGCAAAGGAAUUCCGUCAGUCUUCUGAAUGUCUGAAAAGAGAGGCUGAUAGACUCAUACGCCUAUACAAGGAACUCCACCAAGACAAACAGAGUAGAAAGUAAUGCAGCCUCAACCAAGAAUUCCAUCAAAAUGAAGAGGGCGAGGAGUCAUGUUUUAACUACGGAAAGUUAGCUUAGACUUAUGUAAUCGCUCGAGAAUGCUCAUGUUCAUAUUACAGAUAAUGAUAACUGCAAACGUAGUCAUGAUAUAAAACUACCAAAAUAUAGUUGUGUUGUAAGCUUCCGGAAUGUUCUCGAGUACUUUGUAAAUUGAUAUAAGGACUCAGUCGUAAAGUAAUAGUUUCUGUUGUCGGGAGUGACCGACUAUUUAGAAACCUAUACCAAGAAUGAGCUACUGUUCAUUUCGAGGAGAUUUGGAGAUAACUGUGAGAUUGUGUGAGAGGUGAGCUAAGAUAUAGCAAGAGUUUCAUCGCAGCGACAAAAUCCUAGAAAAUCUCUUGGAUGAAAGGGUUCGAAUUAACUUUGUCAGUAGUUUUGUUUUCUUUUUUAGAUUUAUUUAGAGCUUAGAUUCAUUUCUCGACAUGUAUGGUUUUUUCAUCGAGAAGUAGGACUUUUAAGCUUAUCUGCUACAGUGUCCUGAAUUCCGGCUUAGAAAUUGAUUGUUUGCUUGUAGUAUGUAAAAAGAAACUAUUGUGUGGACUUUUUUCAUUGUGUGAAUUCUAGUUACAAGUAAGCGAAUUGAUUAAUCGGCAUCAGAUCAACUAACACAAUCAACUUCCAUUAACUUAGUAAGGACAGUAGGUAAACUUUUUCUAACAAGAAUUACAUGUACAGUAGACGAGGGUCCGAGAUGAGGGGGAGGGGAAUCCUUAUGUCGGUUGUCGGUUAGAAUUUCAUCACUCAGUCUUAGAUUUUCGUCGGUAGUCGUUAGAUGUCCGUUAACGAUUUAAAAUGCAAGUUAAUUGAUAACAUUUAUUAGGUAGUUCGUGGGAUCGAGUACCAGACGCUGUUCUGGAAACGAGCCCGCGCUCCCAACUGGCCCCAAAGUAAGUUCAUAACAGGAAAUUCUAUAAUGAACUGAAUCUUUAAUUUAAAGUGGCUAUCUCCUAAGCUAGGAUGCUUUUCUUUCUGAAUACCAUCGCCAGAAAUCAAGGACAUUUCGAGCCCGCUAACAAUUAUCAGCGGUAUAUCGUAUUACACUCCGGAACAAUAGAAUAUCAAGAGAAUUUAAUAUGGCGGCGAUCACGGCUCAAUCUGCAAAGAAGAGUGUUUCGUUCCAUGACUUACACAAUUUGAGCACCGCAGAUCUUCUAUUUGAUGAAAAGAAAAAGAAAAGAAGACCUGCAAGUAAAUCUUUGGGAUUUUUCGAGGCAGAGCGAUGACAUGAUGCCAGAACUUUGAUUUGCUUUAAUUUAAUUUUCGCGCUAAGACUACUGAAUUUGCAUUCAAUGCCUGGCAUAUUUUUAUUCCGAAAAAGACCGAGAACUAAUUUAUUUCCCUGCUAGAACAUAAACAAAUAUGGCCGACGAUUCGAAGAUCAGCGUUGCUCGUGUUUAACUAUUUCAGUCAUAGUUUUCAACAUGGCGCCUUCGUCACUUACUCAGCAUGGGAAAUAAGAGAUAUUCUGGCGCGUUGGGAACUUUUUUGAUGGGAGGAAAUGGCAAUUUUACAGGAUAUUUGGACGCUUCGAACUCUGUAGCAUAUAGCAGUCAAUUCGAUCGAGAGCAGUUGACUUUAUUGAUGCACUUUCCUGUAAUAGGCGAGUGUUUGGGAUGGAGAACGACUUUGAAUUUUGAAGAACUGUAUGGC